This is a messenger RNA of Xenopus tropicalis (tropical clawed frog), 1925 nucleotides long. RefSeq names its product pleckstrin homology domain-containing family S member 1 gene 2 (gene plekhs1.2). NCBI's taxonomy places the organism in Eukaryota, Metazoa, Chordata, Amphibia, Anura, Pipidae. The coding region runs from base 159 to 1445 and encodes 428 amino acids. The transcript has 17 exons. The record is from RefSeq and is a predicted model, not a curated record.
GCAUUGACGGAAAGGAACCAACCAGAAAUACCAGAUUCACAUCUAUAAAGCACCCAGCGACCUGGGACUGCUGCAAACACUUUGUGCUUCACUCGCUCGGAGACAGAGCUGCAAAGACGCCCCGCUGAGUGCUGUUUGCUGGUACGGCCAUUGCUAGGAUGUCCACCAAAAGACUCAGCCAAGGAUCAGAGGAAGUUAUCAAGCGUGGAUGCCUGAUCAAGUCUCCGCCCUCUUCUUUCAUUAAAGGGUGGAAAAGACGUGAAUUUAAGCUUUGCAGGAGCCCCGAUGAAACAUAUUCCCUCAACUACUACAGCUGGGAUGGAGCCACCGAGACCAGGAGAGGCUCCAUAAACAUCAGCGAGAUUCAGAGCAUCACUAAAGGCUCGGCUAGUAAAGAGGACCUUGCGGCAACCCUAAAGGCGUGUAGGUGCUCCCCAGAGAACGUCUUAGUGGUACGAACAGACAAACGCACUUAUUUCCUGGCUGACGAAGAUCCGAAUGAGAUUGAGGAUUGGUACAACCACCUCACAGAAUCCGUGGAAAGGAUCCAAUCAAAUAACAAAAGAUUCAUCUUUCCAAGUCCAAGUUCUUCAAUUUCAAGACCGUAUACUGGGCCUUAUUCUCCACAUUGGGACAGGACCCCGAUCAACGUCUUCGCUUAUGAUUUCAAUCAGCCGUCUCUCAUGGACAACAGGAUCCGCCCCAAAUCCUACCCACAAUCCACUUACAGAUCCCACGGGCCAAUCAUCGAUUUGAAGAGAUGGGACCCCCAAGCCGACUCAAGCCCCUCCAGCGAGCCCUUCCAUCUGUAUGAAGACAUACCCCCUCAACUGCCCCCACUGCCCCCUAAGCAGAAAAGAGGCACAGUGAGUGAUGCCGCCCCAUCAGAACCAAUCAACCAAAAUACUCCCCCCCUGCCCAAGGUUACCCAGCAGAUGAGCAAUGAAUCCUCGGGUUUUACUGAUCUGAGCGACACAGAAUGUGAUGUUUCCUACAUGGAAAUGUACUCUGUAAUAGAGAAAUGCAAAAGAGAAAUAAAGCAAGAAAGGGACAUGGAAUGUACAGACAGCAGAGAAGAAGCCAAUAUACCCCAGGGGGGGCAACUUAUACAGACUGGCACAUCUCCAAUAAAUAAAGAGCAAGAACCAAACGAUCCCCAGGAAAAAGAAGUCAAAGUUCCGAAAGAUCAGCUGCAAAAAUAUUUAGAUGUAGAGCAGGUUGGCGAGUGUGUGUGCGUCUGCAAUUGGAGGGGCCCCAGCGAGACCCCCUGCCUGUUCAGCUGUGGGGACCGUAUUCACUCCAUUAACAGCAUCCGGCUAAAGAGCCUGGAAUUCUUCCUACAGCUGCUAAAGAGCGCGACCAACAGUGAGGUGACUCUAACAAUUAUCCGGGACUCUAACGCCGCCGUUCUGCCCACGGGGGGCUGUUCCAGCGCCGGAUCCUGAGCCCAGCACAGACGAUUCAGAUAAUGGGAUAUGGAGCUGCCAAUCAGGACGCCCAGAGGAAUUGUGGGGCGCCCGUUGCAUCCAAGGACCAAUCACAGACCAGAUCUUCUGUUUGGGGCCCAAGGGCACCAUUUUGUAAUCCUUUGACCUACUGACCCUGCCUUUAGGGUCCAACCAGUUCUGCCCCCCAACAGUUACCUCCUCCCUGGCCCCCCUGGCUGCCCUGCUCCACUUAACCAGCGUUGCCAUGGGAACAAUUACUAGAUGAGGUUCAAAGAGUAUCCACUACAGCCAAUCAGUGAUCCAAGAACUGAGGAAAGGAAACCAAGGAGAUCAUAACACUGAGUUGGACUGUUCUGAUCCGGUGACUGUGCCCGUCUGUGCCGUCAUACUGAAAUAAUACUGGGGAGCAGAGCGACACCCCCAUAUGUGCAGUUAAAGGGACGCUCACAUCACAAUAAAUGUGCAUUUUUUCCUGAA